UGGUCUCUGGCGCGCAGUGAUGAGGUAACAACAGCGCCGUGUAAAUGUAUCCUAGCAACUUUUCCGGAGCGUCUUUCAUGGCGUCGCCGUUGCGUUUUGUUUCAGUAGAUCUGAGCACGAGUGACUUAAAAUAUCGUAUAUGAUCAAACUUGUUGUCAUAUUGUGUUGAAGACAAAUAGAAAAUGCCUCCGAAAAGGAGAGGACCACUUCAGACGGUCCAACGAGAGACGGAUGACAUCAAGAGAAAGGUGGAUGCUUUGGUGCAGCAGGCUGCCAAACCAGACGCGUCAGAUAGGACUGAGACAUUUGAGAGGUGCAAAGAGUUACAGCGCGCAGUGGAGGAAAUUAUGAAUACUCUGAAGAAAUUAUCUAAAGCAGAUGAGCCGGCUCCAGUGGGGAACUAUGACCAGUGUAAGAGGGACGAGGAGAAGCGUUUGUUGACUUUACAUGAGCGUCUACAGUCUCUAGCUUUUCAGCUGCAGCCUCAGGAUGAUGAGAUGGCCGGACCUAGUUCUUCCCAGACAGAACAGGAGAGCGAUGAGGAAAAUAGUGAUGAAAAAGAUGAGAGCUCUGAGGAUGAAGAUGCAGAUGAAGAAGUGCAUGAUGAUGAUGAUGAUGAUGAUGAUGCUGACAGUCAUGACGAGGAUACAGAAAUCGGUCAAACUAGCACAGGACAGGGACCUGUUUCCUAUGUUGCUAUUAGUGCGUUUACAGGAGAAGAAGAAGGGGACCUCAGCAUCCAAAAAGGAGAGGUUUUGAAAGUUCUCUCUAAGAACAAGGAUGGAUGGUGGCUGGCUCAAAACUCAAAUGGUCAAAAGGGCCUGGUGCCUAAAACCUUUCUGAAGAUGUCUUCUCCGCAGGAUAGUGAGAGAGAGAAUGAAGAUGAGGGGGAGAGUGAGGAGGAACCGGAGGAGUCUGACAUAACGUCCAGCAAAACAUCCAACUGGAACACAAUCCGGAAGGCUGUUACUGAGAUAGAUGCUACUGAUGUGCUGUCAGCGAUGGGUGCCAUCCCUCCAGGCUUCAGACCUUCCACUCUCUCCAGACUCCUAGAGGAAGGGACAUCUUACAGAGCAAGUCACUUCAUUCAGCCCAAGCUUAGCCAAUCACAGCUCUCCUUUAAAGAUCUCCAUAUGGACCCAGACACAGGCAAGGUUCACGGGCGCCCGUCUAGAGUGAGUUUAACCCUGACCCUGUGGAGUUGUAGAAUGAUCCCACCCCCCGGGGUCGGGUUGCAGGUGCUCAGCAGGCACGUUCGGCUCUGUGCUUUUAACGGAACCCAGGUUUUGAGUAACAUUCACACAGUCAGAGCCACUUACAACCCCAAGAGCCCAAAGACCUGGAGUUUUUCUCCACGGAUGACUGGGAUGCUUCCCUGUCUACUGGAUGGAGACUGUUUUCUGCGUUGUGACUCUGAAUCUCCUGAUCUUGGAAUUCUGUUUGAAUUGGGUGUAACCUACAUAAGAAAUUCCACAGGAGAGAGAGGAGACCUCAGCUGUGGCUGGGCAUUCCUUAAACUGCUUGAUGAAAGUGGAGCCCCCAUUGCUCUACGGACACAAGAGCUCACUAUUCAUGGUGGCACACCAUUUGAGAGAGACACUGAUAUGGAUACCACAUCUACCAAGAGAGGUUAUCCUACUGGUGUGUUUCAGCAGAUGUUGCUGUCCAGGAAGAUGCCUAAACUUGUUGUUAAGAUCAAAUCAGUAAACACACGCAGCAGACUGCUUCUGAAUCUGCUGCCAGACACUAUAGUAGGAAGUCUGUCCACAGUCCACCUCCUGGCAACAUACAGGCAAAUACUCGCUGAUGCUCUUCUACUGGACAGAGUAACCAUGUGUAAUGCAGAUCUGAUCUGCAGCUCAGUUCUAGCCUCCUUCCCUGAUGUUCUAGAUCAGCCAGACCUGAUGGAUGCGUUUAGGAAAUCAUGGACCGAAUCAGAGAGUAACCUGAGAAGAUCCGAUAAGAGGGAUAUCAAUGUGUUAAAGCAGAUGUUUGUGAGGAUUUAUAUGGGCAGUGUAUUUCAAUUGUUAUACUCUGCGGAGAUGCCCGCUCCCUGCUGGGCGGACGAGGAAGUGGAGUCUCAACGUGCUCGUAUCAUAUACAGCCCUUCCCAAAAAAUCGCAGUAGAAACUAUGCUGUCCUCCCAAUGCUCACAUCAAGCCUUUGACAUCACACAGGUCACCUAUGACCUCAUCAGCAGAGCCCAGCACUGAGUCUAGAGACUGACCUAUCACAUGGUCCUCCAAAAGAUAAGUGUCCAAUGUCAAAGGAAAAUGUUAAAAUUGUAUUUUUUUUUUUGUCAUUUUAAAAUGUAUUUAAAUAUUAAAAAUACAAAUAAAACAGUUUAAUCUUUCA
Molecule: messenger RNA, 2355 nt
Organism: Megalobrama amblycephala (Wuchang bream)
Lineage: Eukaryota; Metazoa; Chordata; Actinopteri; Cypriniformes; Xenocyprididae
Gene: nphp1
Product: nephronophthisis 1
Exons: 20
Coding region: 183-2213 (676 amino acids)
Biological process (GO): protein localization involved in establishment of planar polarity
Cellular component (GO): cytoplasm; cilium
Molecular function (GO): protein binding
Source: RefSeq, a predicted model, not a curated record